CCCGGCACCUCCAAUCUGAAUCGUUACAACAACAUCUUGCCCAAUCCUCGUACGCGCGUGCGCCUGAGCAAGCUCAACGACGAUGACAUUACCACCUACAUCAAUGCCAACUAUGUGCACGGCUACGACGGUGCCCAUGGCACGUACAUUGCAACCCAGGGACCCACGCCCACCACGACGCCCGACUUUUGGCGCAUGGUCUGGGAAACAAACGCCAACUCCAUUGUGAUGGUGACUGGUCUGCAAGAAAAGGGACGUGAAAAGUGUGCCCGCUAUUGGCCCACGGUCCUCUUUAACGAACGCGAGGGCCUUGGGGAUAUGCAAGCCGGCUUUGUCAACGUAGCCGUCUUGGCAGGCGUUCGUUCAAACGGUUACAUCGCAACCAAGCUGCGCAUCAAGCACGACAAGAGCGACACGGAGCGAAUUGUCAUGCACUACUGGUUCAACUCCUGGCCCGACCACGGCGUGCCCUCGGAAACUGGCAAUGUCGUCAAAAUGCUGCAGGCCGUGCGCGAGUGGAGCGAUGAUCCAGAGCGGCCAUGGAUCGUUCAUUGCUCUGCGGGUGUCGGUCGAACUGGUACCUUCAUCACGAUCGAUAUUGGCAUGCGCUUGCUGCAGGAGCGCGGCCGCUGCAACGUCAACGAGAUUAUUCGUCGCCUUCGCAAGGACCGUUGUGCUAUGGUGCAACAUCCAGAGCAGGCAGAAUUCGCCUACAAGGUUUUGAGCGAGUAUGCCGCG
Molecule: messenger RNA, 738 nt
Organism: Monosiga brevicollis MX1
Lineage: Eukaryota; Choanoflagellata; Craspedida; Salpingoecidae
Exons: 1
Biological process (GO): protein dephosphorylation
Molecular function (GO): protein tyrosine phosphatase activity
Source: RefSeq, a predicted model, not a curated record